CCCAGCCCCGGGGAGGUCUCCCUUCUGCCCUCCUCCCUCCCUCAUCCCUACUCCGGGCACAGUGACCAUGGCUGCCCCAGGCAGGGCUCAGCGGAGCGGGCUCCUGGAGCUGCGGGGGCCCGGAGAGCGCUGGCUCAGGGUGCUGCUUGUACUCGGAGAGGAAACUCUGAGCUUCACCCCGGAGCCGGAGCCAGGAGCACCCGAGGAGAAAGUAGUGAAUGGCGGGGACACCGAGGCGAGCGUCCCGGAGUCUAUCAUCAACCUGCGGAGGACAGUCAGGGUGGUGAAGCAGGAGGCUGGGGGGCUGGGGGUCAGCAUCAAGGGUGGUAGAGAGAACAAGAUGCCCAUCCUUAUCUCCAAGAUCUUCAAGGGCUUGGCCGCUGACCUGACGGGAGCUCUGUAUGUAGGCGACGCCAUACUGUCGGUGAAUGGAGUGGACCUCGCUGAAGCCACCCAUGAUGAUGCUGUGCAGGCUUUGAAGAAGACCGGAAAGGAGGUCGUGCUUGAAGUUAAAUACAUGAAGGAAAUAUCCCCAUACUUCAAAGGCUCCUCUCCUAGUGGCUCGUUUAACUGGGACUCCGCACCGUCCACUCCACUCAAGAAAGGUUCCCCUGCCCUUCCUCCGCGAGACAUAAAGGACGGAAAGAGCAUUCCGCUGAAGAUGUGCUAUGUAUCCCGAAGAUUCUUACCCACAGACCCAGAGCCCAGAUACCUGGAAAUCAGCUCAGCCGAUGGGAGGGAUGUCCUAUUCUUACGAGCAAAGGACGAGAGCACAGCACAGUCCUGGUUCAAUGCCAUCCACACCAAUGUCUGCGCUCUGGUACCACGCCUUCGAGAGGACAUCAAGCAACAUCUGGGCAAGGAGGUCAAGCAUAUGGGCUGGCUAACCGAGCAGCUCCCCCAGGAUGGUAAGAGGAAUCUCCUGGCUAUUCUCACCGAGAAGGAUCUUCUACUCUACAACAGUCUUCCUCACAGCAGGGAGGGCUUCAGCAAACCUGCUUAUUGCUACCCACUCAUCGCCACCAGACUUGUACAUUCGGGGCCCCCAAAAAGCUCCCCGAUGUAUGACACAGAUUUGUCGUUUGCCCUUCGCUCUGGCACUCAGAAGGGAGUAGAGACUCACCUGUUCAGCGUAGAGACGCAUCGUGAGCUGGCGGAGUGGACGCGAUCGCUGGUCGAUGGCUCUCACAGAGCGGCUGAGCUCAUACAGGAGGUGACCACAGCGUGCACAUGGGGUGGGAAGGAGUGCGCGCUGUCCAUCCACAUCGACCAAGGCUUCACCCUCUUCACAGAUGAGCCUGGCCUAAACAGGGUUAUCCACCUGCAUAAGCCUUUUGAGAAGCUCCGAAUGUCUUCAGAUGAUGGAACCAGGAUGCUGUAUCUGGAUUUCGGCAAGCCCGAGGGAGAACUACAACUGGAUCUUCAUUCUUGUCCCAAAACCAUUGUCUUCAUCAUCCACUCUUUCUUAUCAGCCAAAGUAUCUCGUCUUGGCCUACUAGCAUAGAAAACCGGUCCAUGUGGACUUCAUCAGGAUUGACCGUAUUUGUUGGACUGACCAGCCACCCAGACAGGAAGAACUACAGGGACGUCAUGAUCUCCUAGGGUUUCAAGAGUGUGUGUGCGUGACCAUAUGUACAUGAGGUUGAAAACCUGUACUUCUAGGACAUGGCCUUUAUAGGGAUUUUACCAAGUCAGCUUUCUAUAGUCUUUAACAAAACAAUCCAUCUUGAAUGUUGAUUUCACUGAUUGAAUAAGACCAUUCUUCAGGAUUUUCUAAGACGUUUAAUUGAGACUUGCCCAGGUACAAUAGUAAUAAUAAUAAGAGUGUAAUCAAACUGGCACAUAUAUAUAUAUAAAUUAUAUAUAUAUUUACACACAGAAUUAGGAGAAAGCACACAUAGAAUGUAUGUGUUUUUAAAUUAAAAAAAGUAAUAUUCCAAAAUGCACUAAUAUGAACUAGAGUUAGUUGAGCUGGCUUAUCCAAGCUCAUCAGCAGUAAAGAAGAAGCACAAGUCCGCACCGGGCUGCCCUACCCCUUGUUUUUGGGUCCCUUGGGUCUAGGCAGGACCAGGGUCAAGAUGACCCAUGGCCACCAAACUCACCUCCUCCAACACACAUAUUACUGCAACAUUAUCCAGCCCAGUCCAACAUGGAGUUCCCAAAAGGCUUAAAAGCACCAUAAAAGGAGCACAGAAAGGAUCCAGUUGGGGUAUAAAUCCACUCUAAACCCCAUGGUGGCUAUAUAUAUGAAAUUACAAUUAAAGCUCCAAAAAGCCAAAAAUGUCUCCGAGAAGGGAAGGCCAAAUGCCACUUCCCAGUAAUGCUUAUAGAAUUAAGCCCCAAUAGUGCCAAUUUCUACAAAUAAAACAUUUAAGGGUUAAUGAAAUGAGGAUUUCAUGUGAUCAGCUUGUCAGUCGGUGCUAUUUAACCCACUAAUGUUUAACUCUCUCAUUGCCAGUCACUUGCUGCCAAGCAAUAUUGUGCCUUAUAAGUAGUUUAUAAUCCAAUACCCAACUGUAUAGAUGCAUAUGUGCCUGCUCAUCCCAAACGGGGUAAAGGAGUAUACUUUAUGCCUUCAGACGAUCAAUACCUACAACUGAAUGCUUUUGAUACAGCUAAAAAAAAGAUGCAAUUCUGAUAACGAGCAUCCUGUUUUAAUCCGAUUUUAUGGUCACUGUUGAGUUUAUAUAUUGAGUGUUUUGUUAUAAAUAUAUAUAUAUAAAAAUUAUAAAUAUAUGCAUAUAAAUAUAUUAAAAGAGAUCUUAGAUACAAAAAUAGUUGUAUUACUGUACAAACAAAUACAUUUAAAUUAAUAUUAAAUUAGCAAAACACUUUUUAA
Molecule: messenger RNA, 2839 nt
Organism: Spea bombifrons (plains spadefoot toad)
Lineage: Eukaryota; Metazoa; Chordata; Amphibia; Anura; Pelobatidae
Gene: SNTA1
Product: syntrophin alpha 1
Exons: 8
Coding region: 68-1504 (478 amino acids)
Cellular component (GO): sarcolemma; neuromuscular junction; dystrophin-associated glycoprotein complex
Molecular function (GO): structural molecule activity; protein binding
Source: RefSeq, a predicted model, not a curated record